This is a messenger RNA of Anarrhichthys ocellatus (wolf-eel), 1416 nucleotides long. It is a transcript of the gene sptlc1, whose product is annotated as serine palmitoyltransferase, long chain base subunit 1. The transcript has 3 exons. Lineage: Eukaryota; Metazoa; Chordata; Actinopteri; Perciformes; Anarhichadidae. Bases 516 to 812 code for a protein of 98 amino acids. The record is from RefSeq and is a predicted model, not a curated record.
UCUGUAGGUGUGAAUGUGAGCAUGUCUGUCUCCAUGUGUCAGCCCUGUGAUAGUCUGGAGACCCGUCCAGGUGAACCCUGCCUUCGCCCAAUGUCAGCUGGCAUCAGCUCCAGGCUGCAUUUUGUGUCCCGUGUGAAACCAAAAUCAAUGUCAACUUAUUAUAAUUGACUUUUGUAACUUAAAUACCUUGGCGUACUUAUUUUUAAGCCAAACCAUGAUGUUUUUCCUAAACCUAAGCAAGUAGAUUGUGACGGCAAUCCAUGAGGAACUACUUUUCUCUCUGAACUUAAUCGAGAAAGCAGUUUAGUUGUAUAGGAACUUACCUUUGAAGAAGACAGGGUUGCAUAGAGCCUUAUCUGGAGCUGGAGGGUUGGUUAAUACUUGGAGUUAGCAGUGACAAGGACACAUAUUAAUUCACAAUGAAAUGGUCUUCAAAGCUUCAGUGUUGCUGAAUAGAUGCGUGUUAUAGUCUAUUAUAACAGCGUUGCAUUAUGUCAUGAUUUGUGUUUUUCCUGAUGUGUGACAGAAUUCCAGGUCUGAAGUUAGUUGGAGUGCAGUUUGCCCCGGCUCUUCACUUACAGCUGGAGAGAAGUUCUGGCUCUAGAGACUCUGACAUGCAGCUGCUCCGCACCAUCGUAGACUAUUGUCUGGAGAGACGCGUGGCUCUGACUCUGGCUCGCUACCUGGAGAAAGAGGAGCGUUUCCUCCCCUCACCCAGCAUCAGAGUGGUGGUCACCAUCGAGCAGACAGAGGAGGACGUCCAGAAGGCCAUGUCUUGUAUCCAGGAGGCGGCUUCAGCUGUCCUCAAAUGACCAUGUAGUGUUCUGAAACGUUAAGCAGCCGUCACUGGAGCUCUGGCAGUGGUCCACUCAGUGGACCGGUAGGACAUCACUGUGAGGAGGACACUCCCGACCACAGACUGUGAGCCCUGUACACUGAACGCCUCCCCACGAGGAUCUCCACCGUUAAACACACCUUAUACCUUCUAGCCUCGCUUCUGUUUGUCUGUUAAUACAUUGCCUCUCUCCGUGUUCUCAUUCUUCAUGUGUCAUAACGUGUUGUAUAUUGUUAUGAAUGCAAGAGUGGGCCUUCAGCAGGAUGAUUUGCAGUUGACUUCCCGCUGCGAAAGAAAACCAACUGCAGUGAGAGUUCGACUUGAUCUGGACGGACCAAAUGACUUGUUGCUUUUCCUGUACUGACCAAAGAGGACACAUUUAUCUUAUUGUUUUAUUUAUUGCUUGCAGUCGACUAGUACAUGAAUUGUACACAGGGGUUGUGAUUUUAUAUGCCGCUGGUUGUUGUACCACAAGUAGACACUGAGUUUUAAACCUAUUUUCUUCUUUGUCUUUUGUUAGAGGUCAUUGCAUUCUGACAACUUCACUUUUAUGAAAUGUAAAUAUAUAUGAUUUAAAUUGA